Molecule: messenger RNA, 2080 nt
Organism: Bemisia tabaci
Lineage: Eukaryota; Metazoa; Arthropoda; Insecta; Hemiptera; Aleyrodidae
Source: RefSeq, a predicted model, not a curated record
UUGUAUGAAUGUGCCUCUCGCAUGGAUUUAUAGAUUAUCGGUCGUUCAAUACUUGGAUACUUAAGGGUCCAGACUGUGUGAUUCUAUUCUUCUUGAAAUUAAUGAGAGGAUACUAUAAGGAGAUCAAUGACUUAGAAUUCCACAGUAAAUGAUUCAGGUGAUUAAAUGUGAUACGUAACAUACUUACAGAUGCCAAUGCCACACAAUUUUAUGAUAAGAUUAUUCAUAUUCUCCGACAGAAGUCUUUCCCAAAGAACUAUAGCCGUGCGUGCACGUGUGUAAGAGAGCCUAAUCAUCUGCUGGACUUUUCCCUCGAUUUUCUCAAUUUCCUCUGACUUCAAUGCCACGAAUGAAUGAGGACGCUUUUCGCAUACAGCUCUGACGUUCUUUUUACAACAGUACUCAGAAAAAUUAGUCAAAAUGAGUCUUGAAGCAGAGAAACUCGAAGGUCUAAACACUCAGAAUGAAGCAGUUACCAUAAUCAAGAGCCGGUAUAACUACUCUAGAAGAUCAGCUUAUGCACAGGUAUUGGCGACGCUAAUCCAGAAUUGGUUACUCAUCGAGAUAGGUCUGGACACGGCGAUGACCACAAUGGUUAUCGGUGCACUUCAUUUGAACUCCGCAGAGGCGCUUAGCAUGAAUGAUGAACAGGCAUCUUGGUUUGGGAGCUUGCCGUUCAUCUGUCACCCUCUGGCGAGUUUAUUAUUGUCCGGGUAUUUCCAAGACAAAUUCGGAAGAAGAACCACCAUGAUCCUAGUCACGAUCCCCACGUUCAUUGCGUGGGUGUCCUUGUACUUCGCGCAAUCUAUGUAUGUUCUGUACUUGGUGUCUGCUGUCACAGGCAUGUGCACCGGGCUCACCGAGGCACCCCUCCAUUCUUACAUCGGUGAGAUUGGAGAACCUCACCUUCGGGGAACUCUCUCGUCCAUCUCCACAUCUGCCGUUCUAGUGGGGAUUUUUAUGAUGUACGUUUUCUGCUACUUAUUUACUUGGAGAACUGUUGCCUUGAUCUGCAGUGCGUGCCCUGUUAUCACUUUUACCUGCAUGACGCAGAUUCCAGAGUCGCCAACCUGGCUAAUUGUGAAGAAUCGAUUAGAAGACGCCCGAAAAUCUUUAUGCUGGUUGAGAGGGUGGGUAGAUCCAAGCGAAGUUGAGGAAGAAUUCCAAGCACUUGUCAGUCACGCUAGAAAUUCAGUGCAAAAGAAUAAAGCAGCACAGUCAGUCGGAGAUGGUCUAAUAAAAAAGGACAGCUAUUUGAAAACACAAUUCAAAGAGAUGACCAGUAAGAGGGUCCUACUUCCACUCAGGCUGAUUCUAAUUGUGUUUGUGUUUAGAGAAAUCACCACAUUCAGUGCAAUUAGACCGUACCUGAUAGGUGAAUUGAAUAAACUGCACACACCCAUCAAUGCCAAAUUAGUUCUGAUACUUUCAGAAGUUCUAGUAUUCAUUGGCGCGAUGAUGAAUGUGGUUUGCCUCCGGCGCCUAGGGAAACGGAAGAUCGCUAUUUUUGCCAAUGGGAUCGUCGCCAUUUGCAUUCUUGGGACGGGGAUCUACUGCUCGUUCCUUCAGGACUCAACCAGGUUCCCGCAGGCAGCCUGGCUUCCGGUUAUUUUCUGGCUUAUGCUCAGUCUCUUCUGUGGCUUCAGCGCAACUCUCCUUCCGUGGCAAUUGGUCUGUGAAAUCUUCCCCAUCGUAGGUCGUGGACUUGCGACGGGCAUUACGGCCGGCACCAAGUAUUUGAUUCAGUCGGCCAUGGUCAAAUCAUACUUAUUCAUAGAAACUUACAUAGGCCUCAGCGGCAUGAUGUACCUUUACGGAACUGGAGCGGUACUGGGUGUCAUUCACCUCUACUUCUGCCUGCCGGAAACGGAAGGGAAAACAUUGCAACAGAUCGAAUCAUACUUCACAAAAAAUCACGAUCGCAAGGAAAAAUUUUCCGUCGGAACUGCGGCUCGUGCUGAGCCGAAAGUUUGAUCGUGAUGAUCAAACAUUCUGAAUUAUUGUGAUAGGAGGAAAUUAUCAGUGUUAUCAAAACUUUUUGUUGCAAUCUUGUCGCCCCACAAAUUGUUAAAUAUCUUCA